AGUAAAGGGAGUAUAGGGAACCACCAACCAUUCAUUUAUUACAAAUCUAUUCCUUCCUUCAACCCUUAACAAAUAAAUAAUUUUUCCCCUGUUUUUCUGAACGAUCCCAGGAAUAUGUAAUUUCCAAGGAGUAUGGAUUAACUUGGAACAGGAAUCGACCCGUUCCGCCUCAUUAUAUGAUUUGAUUCAUUUUUUGUGAACCGGUACACCAUUUUGAAUUAAAGAAAAUUAAAUUUUUGUGCAAAAUUUUUAUCUAGACUAUUUCUAUCAGACCGUCAAUAAAACAUGUAUUAACCAUUUAAUGCUUGGAUUUGACGGAACGGGUCGAUUCCUGCUCCAUGAUAUUAUAUACUCCUUGGAUGGGACGGAACGGGUCAUUUCCUGCUCCCUGGUAUUCUAUACUCCGUGGUAUUUCCUAAAUUUAAUUUAUUGUUUACAGUUUAUAUAUAGGAUGGUUCACUACCCAGUUGGUCAACGUCCUUAGAAUGGAAACAUUGAGGUUUCUGGCGUUACUGCUUUAUGUAGCGGUCAGUUUAUCCAAUCCAACCUUCUUCUCCUAUACAGGCGGUCAACCUGGGCCAUCUUCCAGAUUUAUCCAUUUCACGAGAAAUCUUGGAUCAGAAAAUACAGAUUUUCAACCUUUAUUCGGUUCACUUCAGGUCCGGGAUCCUGGUUUAUAUUUUCUCAGUUUCAGUCUUCAAUCAUCUUCUGAUCUAACUGCAGUACUUUACCAUUAUCCUACACAGAUUAUUAAAAGACAGGGAAGAGAAAAUGAUAACAGGGUUGCCGUCACAGGGUGUUCAGUCAAAUCUACUGCAUCAUGUACAGGAGGUGCAUUGGUUCAACUCAGUCUAGGAGAUGUACUCAGAUUAGAGAUAGAGAAAGGUUUGGUUGAUACGGAUACAUCGAGAGGUUUCAAUUCAUUCUCCGGGUUCAAGAUUGAACAGGACGGAUGUUUUCAAUCUCCGACUGGAAUCCCGUCCUACUCCGAUCCGUUCAGUAGACCUCCAAUAUCUAGUAGACCUCCAAUAUCUAGUAGACCUCCAAUAUCCAGUAGGCCUCCAACAUUUGUCCAGCCCCCGGCCCCUCCACCAGGGGCCAGAGAACCAACAGACAGCUACGGUGCUCCAUACUCUCCUCCAAUAAGUUACAACCCUCAUCCUUCGGAUAGAGUUCCUAAGUACGAAGACUCCUACGGAGCCCCCCUGGCUCCCCCCAUAGAUUACGGAUCCUUUACUGUAUCAGGAUCCUAUCCUGUCUCCGACUCCUAUGGUUCUCCUAUAGCUCCCACUACUCCCCCCUCCUUCUAUCCCCCGAGCCCCGAGAUAUUUGAUAACUCUGCUCCAAGCUGGGAUAAUCCAGUGUUAGAAGCUAAAUCUCCGACCUCAAACACACCUUACAAGCCACCCUUCUUGUCAACUACACAAACUCCUAUUGUUUUCCCUACAUCCUCCCCCUCCCCCCGGCUCAACCCCUAUCCUCAACCCAACUCGGAGCUAGGCUCCUGUUGUGCUGUGCUCCGGGUCAGGCUAGAGGGAGAAUGUUUGACCCAUCAGCCCGGCAAGACUGGAGAAUAUCUACGCUUUGGAACCUGGAAGAGCUCUCCUGUGUAUAAACAGGAGACCGGAGAUAACUAUGUAUUCUGGGAGGACGGAGAGAACUGGAGUGGAUGGAUUAUUGGUUCUAAUAUUGGUGUUCUGAGGGGUGGUAUUGCAGGGGGGAAAUGUGAGAAAGGAUGUCCAAAUGUUCAGGAGAACUGGAGAUAUUAUAACUCACAACAGGAAGGGUUUAUUACUGAUACUAAUAUAAGGAUUGAGUGUGCAGAAGAUAGAGGGAGGAGCUUGCACUACCACACACAUUAUCACACAGCUAGCUCAACCCUAGACAAGGACCACACCCCCUACCACAACCCUGGCUCAGCCUUAGACAAGAAGAUUACUAGUCCGUCCUACACUGUAACCGGAGACGGAAAUGUCAUUGAAGCAAGGUUUGUUUUUCCAGCUAAUACUGGUACAACAGCAGAUAAACUGGAUUCUAGCAACUUUAUCAUCUCCCGCCAGUAAACCAGUUUCCACCAGCUAAACCU
Eurytemora carolleeae is the source of this 2086-nucleotide messenger RNA. RefSeq lists its product as uncharacterized. NCBI's taxonomy places the organism in Eukaryota, Metazoa, Arthropoda, Copepoda, Calanoida, Temoridae. Bases 486 to 2063 code for a protein of 525 amino acids. The transcript has 15 exons. Gene Ontology annotation, molecular function: protein binding. The record is from RefSeq and is a predicted model, not a curated record.